Miscanthus lutarioriparius is the source of this 1434-nucleotide messenger RNA. The record is from the annotation of a GenBank genome assembly. Lineage: Eukaryota; Viridiplantae; Streptophyta; Magnoliopsida; Poales; Poaceae.
AUGGACGGCGGCUCCUCCAGCCUCCCCCUCCCCCAACCACCGCCGCCGCAGGUCUACCUCCGCUGCUCCGUGCCACCGCGCCACGGCCCGCCGGUCCAGGCUGCUCCUAGGGUCCAACUGUUCCGCGCCCCUGCACCCAUCCCCAUCUUCUCCUCCAAGCCCCUCGCCGCCGUGAGGGUCCCGAUUCCUCCUCCUGCUGCUGUAGCUGCUGUUGCUUCAGCUCCCGCUCCCGCGUCGGCCACAGCGCUGGCCCCACCUCCGCCGCCGCCUGCGCCGCUCGCCUCCACUGACCAGCCGCCCCAGCAGCAAGCUGGCACGAUGCCCCCGCCUCCGGCUCCAGAACCUGCGGCGAAGAGGGGACCCAAGCCCAAGGCACAGUCGAACGAGCAAAACAGUGGAGAAUAUUCUCAAUCUGAAAACAACAUGGUAGAGACUGUGCAAGGGCAUGAUAAGGAGACUACCCCUGGACCUGUAAAAGCUACCAAGAGGAUAAAAAAACUAAAGGCUUCUAAACACAACUUGGGCACCUCAAAUUCUGGACCAAUUGAAGGAGAUGCUGAUCCUUCUUUAUCUUCAUUAAACCACUGCCGCCAUGACAGCUCACUAAGUCUGCUGACAAAGAAGUUCAUCAACCUGCUUCAAGGAGCUGAAGAUGGGACCCUUGAUUUAAACAAAGCAGCUGAGACAUUGGAGGUGCAAAAGAGGAGGAUGUAUGAUAUAACAAAUGUUCUAGAAGGUGUUCAUUUAAUUGAAAAGGGACUUAAGAAUAUGAUUCGCUGGAAGGGAUUUGACAUGUCGAAGCCUAAGGACAUAGAAUGCCAAAUUUCUUCAUUGAAGGAAGAACUUGAAUCUCUUUAUGAUGAAGAGUUCAGGUUGGAUGACGAAAUAAGGGAAGCAAAAGACAAAAUACAAGCCCUCACCCUAGACGAGGAUAAAAGAAAGUUGUUAUAUCUUUUGAAGGAAGAUAUAAAUAAGAUUCCUCACUUUCAGGGAUCCACUGUUAUCGCUAUAAAUGCUCCUCACGGAACUUGUGUUGAAGUUCCAGACCCUAAUGCGGAUCAGUACAUGUAUGGGAAUCUGGGUUUGCAAGAGAAGCACUACAAAAUUGUCCUGAGAAAUUCAAUGGGUCCUAUUGAUUGCUAUUUGAUAAGUGACCGUCAGGAGAUAUUUAACCCAGACCAGCUGGUGGCAGCAGACAGAUUAGAACCUGCAGUUGGUACUGAUAGUUCUCAAGCUUUGCAGCAGAUGGAUUGUGAUCCAAAUCAGGCACCGGAAAAGGAAUGGAGCAAUGGUGGCUGCAUGCAUACAACAGAACCAUCCAGAAAGCAAGAAAAUGGCAUUCUGAGAAUCGUUCCAUCAGAUUCCGAUGCUGAUGCUGAUUACUGGCUCGCUUCUGGCGUUGAUGCUAGUAUGACAGAUGCAUGGGGCACAUAG